AUGCCUGAUUAUGAGCCUAUAGAACCUCAUAAAAAUAAAAGGACUUUCGAAUUCAUUAAGCAAAAUGAAAUGCUUGACUAUUCCAACCAAUUACAGAUAUCGAUAGCAAAAGUCGAAAGAAUUACACGAAAUAAUAAAUAUGAAAUCACUUACCAAAAAAAUUUAAUCGCUAAUUUAAAAGUUUCUACCAAUUUAACCUUUUCAUUAUUAUCUACUGAUUUGGAAGGUGGUCCAAAAUAUGAAGAAGCUUCUUCUAUGACAUUUGAUGUCAAUCUACAAAGUCGUGCGAAAGUAAUAAUGGCUAACAAAAUUCGUUCAAAGAAUUUUAAAAAGCAAUAG
This is a messenger RNA of Dentiscutata erythropus, 339 nucleotides long. NCBI's taxonomy places the organism in Eukaryota, Fungi, Glomeromycota, Glomeromycetes, Diversisporales, Gigasporaceae. The record is from the annotation of a GenBank genome assembly.